Chenopodium quinoa (quinoa) is the source of this 834-nucleotide messenger RNA. RefSeq lists its product as uncharacterized. Bases 16 to 540 code for a protein of 174 amino acids. The transcript is spliced from 4 exons. The record is from RefSeq and is a predicted model, not a curated record. NCBI's taxonomy places the organism in Eukaryota, Viridiplantae, Streptophyta, Magnoliopsida, Caryophyllales, Amaranthaceae.
GAACCGGUGGCAUAAAUGUUAAAGGCCACCGGUUUUGAACCGGUGGAAAUUCUUUUUAUAAAAAACCCGGUCAUAUUUUCUUUUUCAUAUAUAAACCCCUUUUAUUUCCCAAACCCUAGCCUCUUCUUUUCUUCUGAUCUCGUCCCCUCCCUCAUCUUCUCUCUCUUCUCUCAUUCUCUGAUCUCUUCUCUUGUCCCCUCCCUCCCUCUUCUCUUUCCUCUCUUUAGAUCUCUUCUCUCGUACCGCCGUUCAUUCCACCCCGCCGCCGUUCUUUCCUCUAUCAUUCUUCUCCACCUUACCGUCGUUCAUUCCACAUCGUCGCCGCCGUUCUUUCUUUUCUCUCUUUUGCGACGAGGUGAGGGGUCUAUUUCUUCACCGGCGCCGCAUCUUUGCAGUGGUGGUGGAUCUCUCUUCACGAAGGUCGAUGAACAUGGUGAACAUGUUGUUCUCGAGUCCGCCAAGGUUAUGAUGGUUACGGUGGUCGCGAUCCAUCUCUCUAUCUCUUCUCGAGUCCUCUGCUUUAGAUCUUGGUUAUUGUGAUAUGGAUUCAACAAUGCUGGCUUGCAUUGCGUUCUCCUGCCCCAAUCUGGAAACCAUGGAGAUCUCUAUGUCAGAGUCAUCAAUUAACCGUAUAUCUGGGUGGCUGUUGGAAGAUGUUAUCUAUAUGCAAGGCUGCUGCUGCCUCGCCAAGGCUCGCUGCUGCAGUUGCUGCCUCGCCACGUGUUACAUUGGUGAUUUUGUGUGACUUGUAUUUAACAGUGACUUGUAUUUUUUUUUUGGACCAAAAUUGUAAUAUUACAGCCUUAUUUUAAUGAAAAUAUGUAAGUUUAUAUA